GUGUACUCUCAAGGGAAGCAGUAUUUUAUAACUUCAAUCAUUUCAAGACACUUCAACAAUGUACCUGUCACAAUACUUCCAAUUACUUUUCUUCAUUAGCUGUACCACAUUUCAGAAAAUAAUCGACUCUCUCCAUUAUCUGAGCCAGUUUGGACCCCUCCACCUAAUUCCUCUAGACCAGUUCACCUUCAAUGUGUUGAGUAGUGUUCCCAAGGAUGUUCUGUGUUCAUGGCUGACCAGUCAGAUGAAUGGAGGACCUCCCACAUCUGGAGUGGAUCCCUCCCAGAACCAGGGACAAUGGCAACAUUUACUUUGGAGAACGCCUCCCUCUGCAUGUCAGAACAAGCCCAACACAGCUCCAGCCACCAUCCAGACGAACUCCAGCUAUGGACAAGAUCCAGAUGACUUCAUGGACUGGACGGAGGGCCCCCAGAAGGAUAAGAACAAAAUUGGUCAAUGGCAGAAUAAAUACCCCUGUCGUCAGGUUGAGGAACCUAUGGACGUUGAUGUUGUGGGCAACAAACAUUUACCUCCAAAUAGGCCUCUCUCUGCAUGUCAGAACCAGCCCAACACAGCUCCAGCCGCCAUCCAGAAUAAGUCUUGCUAUGGACAAGGUCAAGAUGACUUCAUGGACUGGACAGAGGGCCCCCAGAAGGAUAAGAAGAAAAUGGGUCUAUGGAAGAAUAAAUACCCCUGUCAUCAGGAUGAGCAACCUAUGGACGUUGAUGUUGUGGACCACAAACAUUUACUUCCAAAUAGGCCUCUCUCUGCAAGUCAGAACCAGCCCAAUACAGCUCCAGCCGCCAUCCAGAAAAAGUCUUGCUAUGGAAAAGAUAAAGAUGACUUCAUGGACUGGACAGAGGGCCCACAGAAGGAUAAUAUGAAAAUUGGUCUAUGGCAGAAUCAAUACCCCUGUCGUCAGGUUGAGCAACCUAUGGAUGUUGAUGUUGUGGACAACAAACAUCUACCUCCAAAUAGGCCUCUCUCUGCAAGUCAGAACCAGCCCAAUACAGCUCCAGCCGCCAUCCAGAAAAAGUCUUGCUAUGGAAAAGAUCAAGAUGACUUCAUGGACUGGACAGAGGGCCCACAGAAGGAUAAUAUGAAAAUUGGUCUAUGGCAGAAUAAAUAUCCCUGUCGUCAGGUUGAGCAACCUAUGGAUGUUGAUGUUGUGGACAACAAACAUCUACCUCCAAAUAGGACUCUCUCUGCAAGUCAGAACCAGCCCAAUACAGCUCCAGCCACUAUCCAGAAAAAGCCCUGCUAUGGACAAGAUCCAGAUAACUUCAUGGACUGGACAGAGGGCCCACAGAAGGAUAAUAUGAAAAUCGGUCUAUGGCAGAAUAAAUACCCCUGUCGUCAGGUUGAGCAACCUAUGGAUAUUGAUGUGGACAACAAUCAAUCAAGAUUAAGUAGCAAAAACACAGUGAGUCCAAGCCAAUCAGCUGGUACAACCAAAACAACCGUCUGGCGCCGCUCAUCAAAAGCAGCUACUCGUUGGUCAUUCUCACAUCAGAACAAAGUGAAAUGUUGGCCAUACAGUCAGACAACCCGUAUCCAGGCAACCAGGCAACAGACACCAAAUGUCACGGCCUGAUUCCUUCUGAAACCCUGCCUGUCCCAGACCACGUACCUGCCUGCCGCCCGUCUGUCUCUCAAGUUCAUCGAUCUGGUACCGAACCUCUGCCUGACCUCAACCACAUACCUGCCUGCCGCCCAUCUGUCCCUCAAGCUCAUCGAUGGUGUUCUGAACCUCUACCUGACCUCGACCCCAUACCUGCCUGCCGCCUGUCUGUCCCUAAAGCUCAUCGAUGGUGUACCGAACCUCUGCCUGACCUCGACCACGUACCUGCCUGCUGCCCAUCUGUCCCACAAGCUCGUCGAUGGUGUACCGAACCUCUGCCUGACCUCGACCACAUACCUGCCUGCCGCCCGUCUGUCCCUCAAGCUCAUCGAUCGUGUACCAAACCUCAGCCUGUCCUCGACCACAUACCUGCCUGCUGGCCGUCUAAAUAAACACUCCAUUUUGGCAUGUAUCUUUGAUUGCAGUUCAGUAUUCUUUUGC
Messenger RNA from Esox lucius (northern pike), 2062 nucleotides. RefSeq lists its product as uncharacterized. The transcript has 2 exons. Bases 59 to 1594 code for a protein of 511 amino acids. The record is from RefSeq and is a predicted model, not a curated record. NCBI's taxonomy places the organism in Eukaryota, Metazoa, Chordata, Actinopteri, Esociformes, Esocidae.